This is a messenger RNA of Motacilla alba alba, 951 nucleotides long. Its product is annotated as fragile X mental retardation 1 neighbor protein-like. The transcript has 6 exons. The record is from RefSeq and is a predicted model, not a curated record. The coding region runs from base 226 to 804 and encodes 192 amino acids. Lineage: Eukaryota; Metazoa; Chordata; Aves; Passeriformes; Motacillidae.
AUAAUUUUUUUUGGCUAGUCUCUGUUAACAAGAUGUCUUCCUUUCAACUCCCUUCAAAUGAGUAAUUUCUUCAAAAUCAUUUAUUGCCAAUAUAUACACAUAUAUUUUCAAUGGGUUUUAGCCUCUUUCUUGCAAAAAAAAAAAGACAGUCCUGCUCUGUGCAGCAAGAAGCUGUCAGGUUUGCUCUAACCCAUAAAUGUGAAGUUAAGAUCAAUAAUUUGUUUUAUGCAGGGCCCUAUACCUAUUACUGCUCUUGGUUUCAUUGCAGUAAUGCUGCCCUUGGGCACCCGUGGGGUGUGGGUCUUCAUGGUCCUGCUCCUGCUUUGGAGCAUCCACUCACUUCUUGCAGCACCGAUUCAGCCUGGUUCAGAGCAGAGUGCAGAGGCACCCAGCAAGCCCAACAUGACAAUGAAAGGUGUAUUUGAAUCUUUCUUAAGCUUCUUCAGUCCAAUAACUUGCCGCCUCAGCAAUGAACGACUCUUAACUCCUUGUCCUGUAGAAGGCCUGAACAUGUCUGAAUGCUCAAAAAUUCACUGCUGUCCUUUCAGAAUUGGCCAGGAGGAGCAGUGCUACAUGCCAGUGAGAGAUGAUGUGCAGCUGGCCAUUCGAGUGGUUUUGCUUACCGGAGGAGGAUUUUUGAUUUUGGGAUUUCUACCAUUCUGUUGCUGUGCCCUUUUGCAGAGAAGUCCGUGUAUCAAUCCUUUACAAAAGAUAAGCAAAAAAGUACAGAAAAUUGCACGAGAAAAAAGAGCUGGUGGUAAAAAGAGUCAUGAUGAAGAGAUUCAUCGUCACUUACUGGACUGACCUGAAGAACUAAAAGGACAAAAAAAGAAGGAACAUCCACCUGAUCCUGAAGAUCAAGCAGAAGACACCAGGAUUAUUUGGCUAUCUCCUAGAAAAGGACAUGUGUUAUUUUAGCAUUGAAGUAAUACAAAGUUGUUAACCCUCAAU